CUAGGUGGUUGUUUUCGCUUCCGUAUCAGGGAUACAUGGAGAUUUUAAUCAAGUACAAGUGAACGGUGAUAUGUGUGCACGAAUCGAUGGGUCUGAAUCGUUUCUUUUUUAAACGUAGAGCGGACUAUCUGUCCCGGUGGAAUCGUUCGUGAGGCGUUCUUCGCGCUUUCCUUUUUGAGAAAGUGCUCGGAGUUUUGGAAAUAGAGGAGGAGGGUGAGCCUAACCGAGCCGGGCUUUACGGGUCUUGGGGGCAGCAUCAGUUUGUAAAGUUUGUAUCGGUUAUUUCCUGGACUCCGCAAUCUGUCAUCUGGCCCGGUUUGUUUACAUUUACUGGCCCGGACGUGUAUGCGCUUUAACAGCCCCUCACGGUUCGACACGCUCCAGCUCCUCUGGCUGGCGUUCAGAGACUCGCUCCUGUGAAUAUAAUGUUACCGAGCCAGGUCGGAUCGGCACCAUCUGGAAACGGGUCGGCAUCGGGCAGGACUGCGACGGCACACGGGCCGGGGAUUCGUCCCGUUUUGGUCCGAACGGGUCAAGCCUUACCGGGGGUCGGUGAGAGCGGCGGAGCUGCGGGGCGACAGGGGGAGAGAGAGGCUGCCGGGAUGCUGGGGGCAAACGGGCCAGGCGGUUCUAGAGGGGCGAGACCGGGGAACGGGGCCGGGUUGAACCCCCUGCAGACUGCCGUCCAAGGAGGCAUUGUGGGGUUAAACCCCGGGGUGGUGAUGCCCCAUGGAGCCCGCUUCGACCCGGACCGGGAUAGUGCUCCUCUGUGCAGCGGCUCGGAUAACGAUUCGGACUCUGGAGACGAGGAUGACCCGGUGGGUUCACUCGGGGAUAGCAGGAGAGGGGUGAAGCGGGAGAGGGGGGAGAUGGAAGGGGCGGCGGCGGGACAGGAGCUGGGAGUACCCCCCGGAGGGUACGGCAUGGUGACCGGAGGAGUUGCCGGCGCAAAGCCGGGGAAGAAGACACGUGGGCGGGUAAAAAUAAAGAUGGAAUUUAUCGAUAACAAGUUGAGACGCUAUACCACGUUCAGCAAGAGGAAGACGGGCAUUAUGAAAAAGGCCUAUGAACUGUCAACGCUGACGGGAACCCAGGUUCUGCUCCUGGUUGCCAGCGAAACGGGUCAUGUCUAUACUUUCGCCACCCGGAAACUUCAGCCUAUGAUCACAAGCGAAACGGGCAAAGCCCUGAUCCAGACUUGCCUUAACUCGCCAGACUCUCCGCCGCGCUCCGACCCCUCCAUGGACCAGCGCAUGAGCGCCACGGGCUUCGAGGAGACGGACCUCACCUACCAGGUGUCGGAGUCAGAGAGCAUGGGCGACACCAAGGACACACUGAAGCCAACAUUCACUGUAGCCAAUCUACCAGGCACAACGAGCAGCGCCCAGUCCACGGUACCCACCACCUCCACCACCAUGCAGGUGAGCACUGGGGCGUCGUUUCCCAUCACCAACUACCUGGCGCCCGUCUCGACCAGCAGCAACAUCAGCGCUAAUGGAACCGUCCUCAAGACGGCCGGCGCCUCAACGGGAGUCAUGCAGCUUCCCAGUGGCUUCACCUUCAUGUCCGCAGGCACUCCUCUCCCCCCCAGCACCCCUACCAUUCCUCUGAGCCAGCUGCAGCAGCACUUUCUGGCCCUCCAGGGGCAGCAUGGUCAGACCCUGGCCACCGCCCCGCAGCCACAGCAGGGACAGCAGGCUGUCCUCCGCUUCCCUGCUGCUGUCUCCCUCACAGGUGCAGGCGUUCCUCAGCAGCUCCAGGCCAUCCAGGUCCAUCCCAACUCACAGCCCACCUCCAACAGCGACAGCAGCCCUGAGAUCUCUCACACCUCCACCAACUCCACCGCAACGGUGAGUCUCCCAGCAACCAUCGUCACUUCGUCAGUGCCAACGUCUGUGCCAGGCCACAUGAUGUACCCCAGCCCUCACACGGUGAUGUACGCCUCCACUCCGGCGCUGGCCGACGGGGGGCUGGCCGUGCUCAACGCCUUCUCCCAGGGGACCCCGGCCAUGCAGGUGUCCCACGCGCACAGCCAAGACACAGGUGCCGUCCCUCAGGUGUUCCUCACAGCACCUCCCGGCACGGUGCAGAUCCCGGUCUCAGCAGUGCAGCUACACCCAGUACGGCAAGAUCUGCAUUUCACAAAUGGUGAUUGGCCAGCAGUCGAGCGGCAGCAACAGCAGUAACCUGACGGAGCUCCAGGUGGUCAAUCUGGACACGACACAGAGCACAAAGGGCGACUGAUGGACGGCUGCAGCUGUUUAAUAUGGCAGACACACACACACACACACACACACACACACACACACACAUCUAUUUAUUGAUGCCUUCCUUUGAAAUUUACCAUCACUCUUCUGAAUGUGAUUUAUCAGUACAUAUCUAUAAACACAAUGAAGGGCAUAUGUGUGGCAGGCCCUUAAACAAUAUGAAGUAUGUUUUUGGUAUAUAAAUAUAUAUAUAUUUGCAAAUACAUAGGAGAUAUAUCACUAUAUUAUAAUUGGAGCCUAUUUUCUAUGCUGUUAGAUGGUGUUAUUUUUAGCGUGAGCUUUGUUUCCUUUUGACAAAAUGUAAUUACACACAUGGACUACAAGGUGCCACCAGCUUCACACCAGCCAAAGAGACAUUUGUUUGUCUGAAUGUUCCUGUGUGAGCCAUCCGUGCACAAGCAUGUGCCUGUGUGUGUGUGUGCAUACACACAUCUGGGCUUUUGUAAAACGGGGGUGGGAGAAAGAGGACAGAAACUUGCUUUCUGGCUUAAAAAAAAACAACAAAAACAAUACAUUUGGAAAUGUAAAUAGUUUUUCAAACAAAUGAACAGUUGUAUUUUUAGCUCGGUUCAGUUUGUGCAACAGCAUGUAACGUUUUUUUUUUUUUUUUUUACAUAGUGGGUUUUGUAUGUAGAAUUUGAGUUGUGUAAAUUAAUGCAUCAUCGUUCACUACAAGAUGGAGAAAGAAAGCUGUUAUCUACAACUUUCUGUGUUUUUGUUUAUGCUGGUUUUUUGUUUGUUUUGAAGGAAUUUCCAGAUCAUGUAAUGUUGUCAGUGAAAGUAGAACACUUUUAUAAUUUACUGCUGUUGUAUUCUUUACUUUGGUAGAGAAGAUUUCAGUACUGUACCCUUAUUAGGCAUGACAAUCUCAUUGAAAUAUUUCCUAUCAAAAUUUUUGUUCAAUGUUCAUGAACUGACUUAUAUCCUUGGUAAAAUGAGUAAAAAGCCUUAAAAUAAUUUGAAAAAUACAUGUUUACCUUAAGUUUUAGACCAUAAUUAUGCAGAAAAACCCAAUAAUCACCCAAUUUGAGUUUUAUAGUAGCUCCGACAAGAUUAUAAUUAAAAUGUUGAGUUUUUGAAACAUUGCCUGAUAUUAUCAUGGCGAGAAAUUGGCUAUUUGGUUAAACCAGAUAAAACCUUGCUUGUAUCAUUUUUAAUUAACAUUUUUUCAUUAUUAGAAAUAUUUCCCUCCUAACUACUUAAUGAGUUUGUUUACAUUUUUCACGCUGCAAUGAAAUGCAUGUUUCUUUUAAGGCUUUCUACUGAUCUUUACCAGGGAUGCUGUAUAAAUACAACUAAUUCAAACCAAGUAGAUCCAUUUCCAGAUGCUACUCUAGUUGCCUUGAUAAAGUUUAAAGUUGGCAGAAAAGAGAACGGUUUUCUGCGUGAGAACAAGGAUGUGAUUGUUAGGGAUUGAGUCCUGAGGUGCUUCAAAAUGUUACGAUUACUGAGUCUGAGUUGCAAGACCAGACUUGCGUCCUCUUUUCGCACCGUAGUGCCUAUGAUCCAAAGGCAGAUUUUGAAAGUAAUGUAAUGCAAGGCUGUAGGAUAUUUCUCUCACACGGCUUUUGGACCUGCCGCCCUGUUUUUUGCUUCACCCUGCGAGGGGGAUUGCUUAUUGUUGACUCGUUUCUCCAGAACUGGCGGGAUGACAGAACAUGUCGAAGAAAACCCGACUGUCGACCAUGAUGCUAUCCUGCUGUCUGUUAGCGACAAGUUGCAGACAUUCACUUCUAUACUCUGGUACUCAUUAGGAAAUGUUUAUUUUUCUUUUGUGUUUAAAAAAAAAAAAAGAUUGAACAGAGUUUGUGUUUUUCACCUCGUCGUUGAAAGAAAUGAUUGUGUAUUUUUGUUGUAUUGUACAGACAUUUUGUAAUAAAAACAAGAUGAAACGCAAACUGUUGGAAAAAUGA
Poeciliopsis prolifica (blackstripe livebearer) is the source of this 4180-nucleotide messenger RNA. It is a transcript of the gene srfb, whose product is annotated as serum response factor b. Lineage: Eukaryota; Metazoa; Chordata; Actinopteri; Cyprinodontiformes; Poeciliidae. The record is from RefSeq and is a predicted model, not a curated record. Gene Ontology annotation, molecular function: DNA-binding transcription factor activity, RNA polymerase II-specific; protein dimerization activity; RNA polymerase II cis-regulatory region sequence-specific DNA binding. The transcript is spliced from 8 exons. Gene Ontology annotation, biological process: positive regulation of transcription by RNA polymerase II. The coding region runs from base 426 to 2186 and encodes 586 amino acids.